CUCGCAUUUGCCUUCUCUCUAUUGCAGCGACGAGGACAUAUCGUUCAUCCUACCAUGGUGGCGCCAAGUGCUGUGGUCUAUUUUAUUCGGUGGCAUGGUUUUGGUGGCUACAGGCGGAAAUUUAAUUGUCGUUUGGGUUGUUAUGACGACGAAAAGAAUGCGAACCGUUACUAAUUAUUUCAUAGUGAAUCUUUCCAUAGCGGAUGCCAUGGUAUCCAGUCUCAAUGUGACGUUCAAUUAUAUUUACAUGCUGGACAACGACUGGCCUUUCGGUGAACUAUAUUGCAAAAUAUCGCAAUUUAUAGCGACGCUGAGCAUAAGCGCUUCGGUGUUUACACUAAUGGCGAUAUCCAUCGACAGGUACGUUGCCAUUAUGAAGCCGUUGAAACCACGCAUGAGUAAGCGGUGCAAUCUGGGCAUUGCCGCUUUCAUUUGGAUAGCCUCAAUUGCGAUUUCAUGUCCCAUGUUUUUCUUCUUUACAACCGGCGAAGUCGAACUGAAGGAUGGUACCCGAAUUGUAUGCUACGCCGAGUGGCCUGAUGGUCCCACAAAUCACUCGCAACAGGAAAAUGUUUAUAAUAUUGUUUUUAUGAUUCUCACGUAUAUACUGCCCAUCAUUUCGAUGACGGUCACUUAUUCACGAGUCGGCAUUGAACUUUGGGGCUCAAAGACGAUCGGAGAGUAUACACCCAGACAGGUGGAGAAUGUUCGGAGUAAGCGGAGGGUGGUGAAAAUGAUGAUGGUUGUGGUGCUGAUAUUCGCCGUUUGUUGGUUACCCUUUCACAUCUAUUUUAUAAUCACUUCAUGUUAUCCGGCGCUGACACAGACUCCUUUCAUUCAGGAAGUCUAUUUAGGCAUCUAUUGGCUGGCCAUGAGUAACUCCAUGUAUAAUCCAAUUAUCUACUGCUGGAUGAACUCAAGAUUCCGUUACGGCUUCAAGCGAUUCUUUCGUUGGUGCCCAUUCGUUAAGGUCGACGAAUCUCUGAAUCGGCGCGACAAUAUGACUUCCCGGUAUUCCUGCUCGGGUUCACCUGAUCAUAAUCGCAUCAAAAGAAAUGAUACUCAGCGCUCAUUUUUGUACACCUGUCCGAGUUCGCCAAAAAGCCGUCGCGUAGCUUCACAUUAUGGUAUGUUACGUAAUUCCACAAUAGUAUCCCAUCGAGAUCCGUUGCGACACUCCGCGCCAAUUGGCACCARCAACACCGGCGCAUAUCACCAACGYUUCACCAUUAGUCACUGCGGCAAUAGUCACGAGCUUACAUCGCUGUCGUCGUUAAGCGGCGCACCGGGUGCGGGACAAUAUGGCAUCAUAAUGAAAGCUGAACCCAUCAAAGUGGCGCUGCGAAAUGGCAGCACACAACAAGUGKCAUUGCCAUUGUGGCCAGCGACAGUUGAAACAACCGACACCGAAUCAACUGCAACAACACCGCCACUGCUGCCUCCGCCAUCCACACUUGGUGUUGGGGAAGUUGUAGGUGUAGAAGGUUGUCGUGUUGGUGAUGCUGGUGGUGGCGUGUGCCAUGUGGAUGAGACAAACGUGAGUGCCGCAUCUUGACAGURUGAAGGCACACGCAACAACAACAACAGUGGUAGUGUCAAAAUAGUUGCGGAGCGUGAUAAGUACAGCAAUGGUUUAGCAGACGGUUUGGAAUAUAAAAAUGUCAACGGUAGUACAAAAACUUAUGCUAUUAGCAACAGCAGCAGUAACAACAAUAACAACAAGCAUCAGGCGAUAGAUGCCACAGAAAGUGGCAACACAAUAGGUGCCCCAAGAAUAAGCACAACAAAAGCCACAACAACUACACUGCUGUCGACCAACACGCCACGCGGUAUUUUCGUCUCGUCUACGACAGAUGAUAAAACUUGGCUGUAAAUUAGCUGUAUAAGAGAUGGUUUAGUGAAACACGUGCUUGGCAGACGCAGCCCAGUGGGUGACCAGGUUAAAAAACAACAACGCUAGAUUGUCUCGCGUCUCGUGUCUCGUAUGUGAAUAGGCGUGAUAAAAGUUGACAUUGGAAAGUGUAUAACCUGGCAGACGAAAUGAAGAAGAUGUGCUGCGGAGCUCUGGUGAUAUCGUCGCCGAUAACAAUGGACAUAUCUAAUUUUAGAAAAUUUAGUUUAAAAUUUAAAAUAGUAUAAUAAUAAAGGGAGCAAGAGAGUGGUCUGGGUUUUGCUACAAAUAG
This is a messenger RNA of Bactrocera latifrons, 2183 nucleotides long. It is a transcript of the gene TkR99D, whose product is annotated as tachykinin-like peptides receptor 99D. Lineage: Eukaryota; Metazoa; Arthropoda; Insecta; Diptera; Tephritidae. The record is from RefSeq and is a predicted model, not a curated record. Gene Ontology annotation, biological process: G protein-coupled receptor signaling pathway. Gene Ontology annotation, molecular function: tachykinin receptor activity. The transcript has 8 exons. The annotation marks the transcript as partial. Gene Ontology annotation, cellular component: plasma membrane.